GCAGGAGAAGGAGGUGGUGAUGUACUGUAGUUACUCCAACGCAAUUCGCAGAGGAGGAUGCAAUCUGGUGGUGCAACAGUCGCCGCUGGCGUUUCUUCGGUUGCUGUUGAUUUCUGUGCAGUCCGAGCGCUGGAGAGAGUGACACAAAGCCUUUGGCUCCUACCCUGGACUAUAGCGCCUGGCACCGGGGGGUUGAUAGUGGCUGGCACGGAGAGGAGAGGAGGGGAAGCCGGAAGGCAGGGGGUUAAUCCCGCCGCUCCAGCUCCAGCUUCUCCUGUGGGGAAGGCAACCAGAAGGGAAGGGGGCGGUGCCUCGCCCAGGAGCGCGGCACACCGCGCCGCAUCUCCCGUGCGCAUCUUGCAGGCGAGCGGCGGCGGCCCUGCUGCGCCCUGCUACAGCCGGUCGAGAUGAACGCGCCGGGGAAAGCGCGCCGCGAGCGAGGCAGCCUGGCCGAAUACGAGACCCAAGUGAAAGAAAUGCGCUGGCAGAUGGGGGAGCAAGUCCGAGGUCUUGACUCUCAGGCAGAGAGUCGACAGCAGUUGCUCCAAGAUGUGGCUGACUUCCUACGCCGGAAGGCUGAAGUGGAACAAGAAUAUUCCAGAGGACUGGAGAAAUUGUCUGAACGUUUCUCGGCUAAGAUACGUGGUUCCAAGGAGCAUCAGAAUUUCAGGAAGGACCAGAAUCUCCCUUCACCUUUGAAUUGCUGGUAUACAAUCCUCAAUCAGACACGGCAGGCAAGCCGGGAUCAUGGAGCACUGAGUGAAAUCUACACAGGGCAUUUGGUGCUUCGGUUGGUGCACAUCAGUGAGGAUGUGGGGCGAUUGGCCCGGAAAAGCAAAGAGAUGGAACAGCAGAUGCAGGAUGAGCUCCUGAAGGCAAUUUCAGAAUUGCAGAUGGCUAUGAAGUCAUACCAGACUUACCGCAUUGAUUGCCUGAACGCCGAGGCGAAGCUGCGUGAGGCUGAACGGCAAGAGGAGAAGCGCAGCGGCGGAAAGCAUUCAGAUCCUAGUGGAUCCCCGGGUGGGGCUGGACUUGACAAAACCCCUCGACGCACUUCACUUCGGAAGGUGGAGCGCCUCCUGGAAAAGAGACAAUCUAAAUUCCUGGAAAGCAAACUGAAAUGUGCCAAGGCUCGGAAUGAUUACUUGUUGAAUCUACAUACCGCUAAUUCUGCCAUGAGCAACUACUAUGUACGCGAUGUUGCCGACCUGCUAGAUUGUUUUGACCUUGGCUUCCACCUGUCACUGGGCAAAGUACUGAGGACCUACCUCGCUGCAGAGUCACGGGCCCAAGCCUCUUGGCAACAGGGCUUGUGUGCCAUUGAAGGGGCGGUUGAUGCUUUAGAUCCAUUGGGAGAUAAGUCCAGGAUGAUGGAGGCCAACCCCGCAGCCUAUUGCCCUCCUCUGUCCUUUGACUACCAGCCUCAUGAAGGUGAUGAGGUAUCUGAAGUCCGGGCUGAGGGUCCACUGAGAAAUGAACUGGUUUCCCGUUUCCAGCACAUCCAGUCCCGUCUCAAUUCCAUUACCCUGGAGACAGAUGAAGUCAACAAGACUCUGAAAGCCACUCUGCAAAGUCUGAUAGAUCUUUUGACAGCAGAAGAGCCAGAAGCACUUGAUGCCUUUCAAGGCUGUCAGUCUACAGAGUCACUCAAGUCCACAGGUUCUGAUGCUGGCGGGAAGCAGGCAUUGGCAAAACGCCGGGCCAAUCAGCAGGAUACAGAAAGCUUCUAUAUCAUGAAAUUCAAAGAAUAUCUCUCUGGACGAAGCAUUCAAACAAAACUGCAAGCAAAGCAUGACCAGAUGAAGGAAGCGAUAGAAAAAGGUGCUGCCGUGGAUAGAGAAUUAGCCAGGCCACAGUCCCAGCGCAUCCGGCGGUCCCGCCCUCCCUCGCGCUGUCAUCACCAGCUCUUCGAGGGUGACCUACAGGCCUUCUUGGAGGCCUCAGGCCAAGCAGUGCCCCUUGUGGUGGAAAGCUGCAUCCGCUUCAUCAAUCUCCAUGGCCUCCAACAUGAAGGUAUUUUUCGUGUGCCUGGAUCUCAAGCACAAGUAGCAGAGAUCAGGAAUGCCUUUGAGAAAGGUGAGGACCCCUUAGCAGAUAGCUAUGUACAGCAUGACUUGGAUUCAGUGGCUGGAGUGCUGAAAUUGUACUUUCGGGGACUGGAAAAACCUCUCUUCCCUUAUGAUAUUGUUCCUGAGCUGCUGGCCACAGCCCAUCUGGAGCCUUUAGCUGAUCGCAUCUCGCUCCUCCGGGCUCUCAUUUCCCAGCUUCCAUCUGUAGUACUGGUGGUUCUGCGGUACCUUUUUGCUUUCCUCAACCAUUUAUCUCAGUACAGCGAUGAGAAUAUGAUGGACCCCCACAAUUUAGCUGUCUGCUUCGGCCCCACCCUGGUGACGGUACCUGCGGGCCAGGAUGCCGUGUCGGUGCAGCCUCACAUCAAUGAGGUGGUAAAGUGCCUGAUCGUCCAUCAUGAAGCCAUCUUUCCUGGAGCUAAUCAGCUGCCUGGGCCCCAGUAUGAAAAAGUCAUGGCUCUGGCCGAAGAGGAAUACUGUGAUGUCUUGCCCCUGGAGACUACAGCAGAAGAGCCUGAGACUGAGGGGACCCCAGAAACUCCAGCAAGUGAAGAUGAAGGAGACUCCCAAUCAGAAGCUGUGCCCCGCUCUGGUCCCAUAGCUCAACCUGAAGAGCGGUUUGUACGAGGAAUCCCAGUUGGCUGGCGACGAGGUGAACGUGGUGGCAACCGGGGAUUAAUACCACCCAUUGUCUUACCAGACAGUGAAAAACAAUCUAACACCCGCAGUUCCAGGUUAGAGAUUGAUACUGGACCAUCCCUGGAGGAACCGCUCCCUGAACCCACUAGCAGGCUGCGUGUCAAUUCAGAUGUGAGUCGCCAGCGUGGAGGAAGCAGCCCUAUUCGCAAGUUGGCAUCACCAUUCAUGGAUGGGGGCCGCCUGCCCUUUCCCAUCCUACAACCAACCCAGGCCAAGACCUUUCACCCUGUUGAGAGGCCAGACCGCUGGAACGAAGUUUCUCCACGGACCUGGGCUGGCAAUAAUUUUGAAAGACAGGGACCAGUGGAGAAACGGGUAGAGGUAGAUCGGGAGGUUGCCAGGAAUAUGGAUUCUGUGUUCAAAGAACUUCUUGGGAAAACUACUCUGAAGCACACAGGGAUUUGUGACCCUCCCAAUCAUUCUGAACCCCCAAAGAGCAAUUCUUUGGCUAAGAAGGGUAUCGCCCCUGCCAAGCCAGCCCCUUCAAACAGGGCGCUUCUGCGGGGCAAAGGGGUCUUCAAGUCUUUGGGAAAUGGAGAGUGAGUCAAACUUGACAUGGGGAAAAGCACCCCCAGUAUGACUUGCCCAAUACUGUGGCUACCCUCCUCCUCCUUCCUUCCUUCCUGUUCCGGAUACCAACUCAGGGCAGUUGUGUCUUGCUCUCUCCUGGUGGGGGGUGGGAAGGGCGGGUGAUGUAAGAUUAUCAGCAUUUGUGUUCCGACUUCCAAGCCAAAUGUUGAAGAUGCAUUUGCUGUUGGGCAUCUUCCUGCAUUGGAGGUGCAUCUGAAGGAUUUCAUGUUGUGGAUGUGACUGGGGCUAAAACAUACAGCUCCCAUCAGGAUGGUCCUGGACCCAACACCCAGACCAGUUGUUCCUUUGUCACAAACAGUUUGCACUUGGAUCUUCAUGUGGAAGGGAUGCAUGGGGGAGGGAAUGUGCCAAGAUUCCUGGACUUUGUUCUUGGCCUUGGGAAGGGAAUCAUGUCUAGUGAGUUAUGGUGCCAGAGGUUGAAAGGGAGGGCAUUGUUUUGUACGUGUGUUAUUCUCUUCCUGACGUGCUUCACACUAGCCUUCACCAUCUCUCCUUCCUUCCUCGACUCUCAACCCCGGCAAUGUAUCUCUUGUUGCUUUAAACAUUUGUCUGAAUUUAAAACUCUUUCCACACAUGCUACUUGGUACAGCCUCAUCCAACCCUGCACGCAUCACCCUCCUACAUUGGGGCAAUAAGUAAGGGGACAUAUUUGUGGUGGGGACUCAUGUGCCAAUUUUUCCCUCAUCAUCCAGUUUGUCUGCCCCCCCUUCCCUACCUUCUACUCCAACAUCAUCUUUUGUCUUUACUGCUCAGUAUUAAUCAGGGCUGCAUGUACUCUGUGCUUUAAAAUGCUGUGCAAAGUCAAGCUGAAUUCUGCAACCUGUGUAAAGUAUGCAACUUAAACUAGUAGAGAUUCUCUUCCAUAAUUUAUGUUGCCAACCUGACAACUGGAAAUCUGAUUUAAGGGUACCCUUGUGGUUCCAAACUUUCAGCAGGAAAUUAAAACCACACUUUUGAGCAUCACUUUAUAGACAUAAGGGCUAGAAACCUGCUCUUUUAUAUAUAUAAAAAUUUUAUAUAUAUAUAAUUUUUUUCACAUUCUCAGGAAGCAGAAUUCUGUGCCCAAUGCCACAUCCUGUGAGUUUCUUGCGAAUUACAGCAUAUGUACAGCCCUGGUAUUAGCUUGUCAUUAACAAAAAUGACUGUACUGUGAUCUUUCUAUACAGUCUGUUGAUUUCUGUCUCUU
Messenger RNA from Ahaetulla prasina, 4545 nucleotides. It is a transcript of the gene ARHGAP4, whose product is annotated as Rho GTPase activating protein 4. Gene Ontology annotation, cellular component: cytoplasm. Lineage: Eukaryota; Metazoa; Chordata; Lepidosauria; Squamata; Colubridae. Gene Ontology annotation, biological process: negative regulation of cell migration; signal transduction. Bases 408 to 3311 code for a protein of 967 amino acids. The record is from RefSeq and is a predicted model, not a curated record. The transcript is spliced from 23 exons.